Molecule: messenger RNA, 1669 nt
Organism: Cercocebus atys (sooty mangabey)
Lineage: Eukaryota; Metazoa; Chordata; Mammalia; Primates; Cercopithecidae
Gene: RXYLT1
Product: transmembrane protein 5
Exons: 7
Coding region: 787-1644 (285 amino acids)
Biological process (GO): protein O-linked glycosylation via mannose
Cellular component (GO): Golgi apparatus
Molecular function (GO): ribitol beta-1,4-xylosyltransferase activity
Source: RefSeq, a predicted model, not a curated record
UCUGCGCGCCGGGCUAGGGGCUGCUGAGCGGCAGGGGCCGGGCUCCCGCACCCCGCUCUCAAGUCCGGGGUUACCCGCGGGGCCUGAGUCGCGCUUUGCCUCCUACAGCCCCUCGAGCUAGCCCUUGGCUCGGGAUUGGAGACUGGCCGUUAAUUCUUACCCAGAUCUCACACGCUGUCCCCGCUCCCCAUCCGAGGGGGUGACAGGCGCGAACGCCUUUCAAACACGUGUUAAAAUGCACGACGUCGUCUCAAAUGCCAGAGAUUUGCGGGAGUGCUCCUGGAAGGCCUCAAAAUCGCCGCAAGGUUUAAGACAUCCGUUUCCAUGUUGAAACAAAGCCCUCUAAUCCUGCAGUGACCAACAGUUCACUUUGGAAAGUGAAGAAUGGAAUCCUUGGGAAGGAGAUGAAAAAAAUGAGCAACAAUACAGAUUUAAAACUAGCCUUCAAGUAUUAAAUAAAUCCACGAAAGGAAAAACAGACCUCAGUGUACAAAUCUGGGGCAAAGCUGCCAUUGAGCUUUCAUUCAGGUGAAAUCAUGAUAAAACAUCAGGGGCUGCCAUAAGGAGAAAAGAUGCAGUGGCAUUUGUCUGUGAAGGGGAUCAUGCAUUCAGGGAUAUGUGUUCAAGUGAGGAGGAGGCUUGUAUCUCUGGGAGCACAUUUUUGAAGGCUUACUUGAUCCCAGCGAUGAGACUGCUCAAUGGAGGGAAGGAAAGUCAAUCGUAGGAAGAACACAAUACAGCUUCAUCACUGGUCCAGCUGUAAUACCGGGGUACUUCUCCGUUGAUAUGAAUAAUGUGGUACUCAUUUUAAAUGGAAGAGAAAAAGCAAAGAUCUUUUAUGCCACCCAGUGGUUACUUUAUGCACAAAAUUUAGUGCAAAUUCAAAAACUCCAGCAUCUUGCUGUUGUUUUGCUCGGAAAUGAACAUUGUAAUAAUGAGUGGAUAAACCCAUUCCUCAAAAGAAAUGGAGGCUUCGUGGAGCUGCUUUUCAUAAUAUAUGACAGCCCCUGGAUUAAUGACGUGGAUGUUUUUCAGUGGCCUUUAGGAGUAGCAACAUACAGGAAUUUUCCUGUGGUGGAGGCAAGUUGGUCAAUGCUGCAUGAUGAGAGGCCAUAUUUAUGUAAUUUCUUAGGAACGAUUUAUGAAAAUUCAUCCAGACAGGCACUAAUGAACAUUUUGAAAAAAGAUGGGAACGAUAAGCUUUGUUGGGUUUCAGCAAGAGAACACUGGCAGCCUCAGGAAACAAAUGAAAGUCUUAAGAAUUACCAAGAUGCCUUGCUUCAGAGUGAUCUCACAUUGUGCCCGGUCGGAGUAAACACAGAAUGCUAUCGAAUCUAUGAGGCUUGCUCCUAUGGCUCCAUUCCUGUGGUGGAAGACGUGAUGACAGCUGGCAGCUGUGGGAAUACAUCUGUGCACCACAGUGCUCCUCUGCAGUUACUCAAGUCCAUGGGCGCUCCCUUUAUCUUUAUCAAGAACUGGAAGGAACUCCCUGCUGUUUUAGAAAAAGAGAAAACUAUAAUUUUACAAGAAAAAAUUGAAAGAAGAAAAAUGUUACUUCAGUGGUAUCAGCACUUCAAGGCAGAGCUUAAAAUGAAAUUUACUAAUAUUUUAGAAAGUUCAUUUUUAAUGAAAAAUAAAAGUUAACUUAAUUAUCUUUUUGAGCUAAGAU